CAGUUGACCCGACGGUGCACCCGUGCCACCCACCUCGACGCCACGAGACGGAGGCGUGCUUCGCUUGAUAUGCACGGCAUGAGGGCAUUUCAGGAGAACCAAAGAGAUCGGCAUUGGAUGCAACGUCGCGCGACGCCCUGCGCAGAGCUGCACGGUGGGUGUGUAGAAACUCGAGAUGUAAAGCAACUGAGAGGAGAGAUAACAAUGUCGCCAUAUACCGAAACACCGUCCGCACUCACCUGCACAGGUAACAACGUCCUUUCAACCAUCCGUCAGUCCAUCACUAUGCCCACAAUGUUCCAAACCGAAUCCCACCCCCCGGCGAGCAGCCCCCUCCAGUCGAUACGGUCGUCAUGCGAUCGUUGCCGACUCCAGAAGUUGAAAUGCACCGUCCAGUCGAUGGAGUCCGACGGCCGCAUGGUGUGCGAGCGCUGCAUACGGGCCAAGGUGCCAUGCGCCUUUGGACGACGACGGCGAGCAAGCCGACCGAGCGACAACAAGAAGCAAGGAGACUCGUCGUCGAAGCGAUCCAUGGCGCCGCGCACCAACCCAGAGCCAACAGUCCUCACUCCACCCCUCUCCACAACCUCAUCCACCAGUGACCAAGCUCUUGGAGGAACUACACCGCCUCCUUCACUCGCUUCUUCCGGAAUGGAAGCGCCACUCGAAACCUUACCCGAGUGCGAGCCCGAAGCACCGCCCACAUAUCCAUACCACCACCUCCACCAGUCAGGGGAGAGUCCUCCACCACCAUUCCACCAUGCCACAACCGGCGGCGGCAUGAUGGACUGGGACUGGCUGGAUCACGACUUCGGCGGGCAGAACGAUUUAUACUGUUUGGACCCGGAGCUCCUGGCCACGGCACCACCAUCCACAUCCACCGGCUCUCCAACGGCGCACCGAUCGCUAGGCGACGGCACCGUAGCCAUGGGCGACAUCAGCAUGGCCACAGCGUCCUUCGCAGGGCGACGUCUCCCCGCGCUGAUCGCCGAGAUGCAGCAGCGGCUGGAAACGCUCGAGAACGGGGCGUGGCUGCAAGACAGCGCGCAGAGCUUCGACCACUAUCCCAUCGGCGCGGUGCUGCGCCUGUCACAGGAGUUCGGCGCCCUCGCUGGGCAGGUCCUCGGGCUGGCGGCGACCUACGGCCCGGACGCGGCCAACCUUCAGCUGAUGGCCGCGGCCGGCGCUAGCGCUGGUGGUGCCUCCUUGUACGAGCCCGGGCGGGGCGACGGCGGCGGCAGUGCCAGCAAUAGCACGGCCACCGUGCUGCUCGUGCUGGGCGGGUACGUGUUCCUGGUCCGUCUGUAUGGUCUCGUGCUCGGGCACUUCCACGCGCAUCUCAACCGGAUCCCGUCCGGCAACCCCGGCGGACCGACACCGGCCGCCAGCCCGACGCUGCAGCUCGGCGAGCUCCCGAGUGGCGGCGCCAUGCCCGAUGUGAGCCGGAUCCAUGCCGCGCUUGGCAUGUUGCUGGCUGCACUCCACAGUGUCGAGGAGCAGUUGGGGCAAGGGGGCGAGGUCGCACGUGAGAUGGUGUUGUCGAUUCUUACGCAGGGCUCGGGGUUGGAACCGGUCAAACUCCAGGAUCCGCUGGGGAACUUGGGCGAACAAGUGCGGUCGGUGAAGGAACUGUUGCGGGAGAAGAUGGGCCUAUAACGGGAUGCGCGGAAAUAGUUAUACGGUGGAUGAUGGAUCGAUCGGUAGGGCACGGGGGCGGAGCGGGAUUUCAUCAACGCAUAUCAUGUCCGUCGACCGUUGCAAUGCGAUGUGACAGUGUUUGGCCGUUGGAUAGACGAGUGAGACAUCGAAACAAGCGAGAAGGUUUACGUGUGUUCAUCAAAGGAGACAGCGAAUCCUGCAUAUUCUUCAUGUCGA
Molecule: messenger RNA, 1875 nt
Organism: Chaetomium fimeti
Lineage: Eukaryota; Fungi; Ascomycota; Sordariomycetes; Sordariales; Chaetomiaceae
Exons: 1
Coding region: 70-1656 (528 amino acids)
Biological process (GO): regulation of DNA-templated transcription
Molecular function (GO): zinc ion binding; DNA-binding transcription factor activity, RNA polymerase II-specific
Source: RefSeq, a predicted model, not a curated record